AAUCCAAAUCUAAAACCUUUUCAUAAUCCAUCCAACCAACCAACAAACCAAAGCAAGGGGUACCGUACGUGAUUGCACGCACUCUCUGUCUCUCGCUUCGCUAUGAAUCUCAGAUCCCAAGGGCAAUAAAACCCUCACCACGUGUCAUAACUUAAUACGAUAAAAGAAAUCAACGGCGUUGAUGUUCUAUCUUACAAUGAAGACUAAUUGAAUCCAACGGUGGUAAAUAAGGACCGUAAAAACCUGAGCGGAAGAGACAUCGUACGCAACAACCGAGGAGUGUGUCUGUAGAAAGAACAGUGUGACUGUGUGAGUGAAGAAAGAGAGAGAUAUAAACACACACACAGCGCGCACCAUUCUCCACUGUCCAAGGAGAUCACGCACCGAACCUAACACACUCUCUUUCUCUCUCCUCUUUCUUCUUCGUUCGGUGCUUCAACUUGAAGUGUCUUCUUCUUCUUCUUCUUCUUUUCAUUCUGCUUCUUCUUUUCAUGUGUUUGAGUCGAAAGAGAUUGUUGUUGGUUCGGGUUUGGAGUUACUGACCCGAAUAAUGGAUCCGGGAGCGAUGAUGAACGAGGGUUCAUUUCCGAAUGGGAAUGGAAAUACGACGCCGUUUAGUUUAGCGGAGAUCUGGCAGUUUCCAGCUACGAUUAAUGGCGGCGAAGGUGGAUUGGGAUUAAGAAGACCACAGUUUGGUAACGGUUUAGGACAGUUUGCUGAUUUUGGAACCGGUUCCAACCGGGAUGUUAGUGGACCGGAGUCAAGAGUUGUUUUGAACCAUGGUGGUGGGAAGAAGAGGCGUGACUCCGAAGAUGAUUCUGCUAAGUGUGUUUCCACCAGCAAUGGCGGUGCCAAUGCCGUGAAUGACAGUGAUGGAAAACGGACUAAAGCAUCGGGGAACAGGAAUGAAGGUGGUGAUGGUAAAGUUGAAGGAGAAGCCAGUUCAGGAAAGCCUGCGGAGCAAAGCAGUAAGCCACCUCCUCCCGACCCUCCUAAUCCUAAGCAAGAUUACAUCCACGUUCGAGCUAGAAGGGGUCAAGCUACUGAUAGCCACAGUCUUGCAGAACGCGCUAGAAGGGAAAAGAUUAGUGAAAGGAUGAAAAUUCUUCAGGAUCUAGUUCCUGGUUGUAAUAAGGUUAUUGGGAAAGCAUUGGUCCUUGAUGAGAUAAUUAAUUAUAUCCAAUCACUUCAGCGCCAAGUGGAGUUUUUGUCGAUGAAGCUCGAAGCAGUAAAUUCAAGACUGAACACCGGCAUUGAAGCCUUUCCUCCAAAAGAUUUUGGUCAACAAACAUUUGAUCUUGCCGGCAUGCCAUUUGUUUCACAAACUACAAGAGAACCAAGUAGAGGUUCGUCCCCAGAAUGGUUACAUAUGCAGGUAGGCGGCGGUUUCGAAAGAACAACGUAGGGUAUCCCCCGACAUCUCUUCACCGUGUAAUAAUAAAAUGCAUAAACGAGCAGUAUUCCAUUUCCAUCAUUCAAUCAAUGGUUCCUAUAUUAUUUAUUAUAAAACAAAAAUGAUAUACUUAAGGUGUUAAAGUCCAAUGGACACUUCUUCAUUCCCAUUUUCUACACAAGUUAUGGAGUUGUCACUGUUUUCAACAGGACUUCUUUUAGUUUGUGGUUAAGCUUUGGAAAUGAAUUCAUUUACUCAAUAUUGUGUGUACUAUAGUGGACUUUCAGAGGUUUUAUUUGUUGGUAUUUAACUUGACUCUUAAAGCGAUCAUUCUUGUAUAAGAAUGCUGUUUGUCUUGAAUACAUAAUGCUUACAUUUUGUGUA
Messenger RNA from Trifolium pratense (red clover), 1777 nucleotides. RefSeq names its product transcription factor BHLH089-like. Gene Ontology annotation, biological process: regulation of DNA-templated transcription. Gene Ontology annotation, cellular component: nucleus. The coding region runs from base 551 to 1405 and encodes 284 amino acids. Gene Ontology annotation, molecular function: protein dimerization activity; DNA-binding transcription factor activity. The transcript has 6 exons. Lineage: Eukaryota; Viridiplantae; Streptophyta; Magnoliopsida; Fabales; Fabaceae. The record is from RefSeq and is a predicted model, not a curated record.